ACGAGCCCUUCCCAAUUAGCUAGUUUAGAGAUGUGGCUAGAAACUUCAGUGAGAUAAAAAUGUGUCUGCCGAAGUUGUUACCUGCCGCCCCAAGGUUAGAACUAUCUUUCUAGGGGUUCUGAUGCUUCUAGCCUUGAGAUGCAUUUUUUUUACAACAUAUCUACAGUAUUUCACUUUUUAAUGUGUAUAGUAUUGCUUACUAGAUGUUGUCCAAUGAAUUAUGUAACCACUCCCUCUUCAAAUCAGGGUUUAUUGGAAAAAGCUUUUCAAAAGAGGACAUCUAUUAUAUCUUUGUACUCCCUGAUGAAGGCCAUGCAGCCGAAACUGAGUUUUUAACCCUUGUUUCCAUUGAACAUUGCCACAAAAAUGAAGGCAUUUUAAUUAAUUAUAUUAGAAAGUGCCUCGGUCCUCCUUUCCUUUUGAUGACCAAUGUACCCCUUUUUCCUGUCUGGCAAAAUCUACUAUUGUGUACCUCAGCAGUGCUUGCUUCCCUUUGUUUUUGUUUACCUAUUAGUAAUCUGUAAUAUAUCAAAAUGGAUGAUGGACAUCAACAAAUUAAUACAUACCAUACGAUUUACGUUUACAGUGAGGGAUUCAAAACAUCUGGCCAGGGCCCCGGGUAGGCGUGUUUUACACCCAGUAAAAGUGGAUUGUAUAUUAGUUUUGGAAUCGGACUGCCUCCCAGGCGUGAGCCAGGUGCCCUGUUCAAAGCCCACGGCAAAAUCGUCUUAAUUAUGUAGGUGGAGUAGGUGAGUAGAAAUCUGUGCUCUAACAUGCCUUUAUCUUCCUUCCCAAAUGAAACCUAGUUUAAAAACUCAAACAUUUUAUGGAAAAGAGAUGUUGUAUGUUUCUUGCUGAUACACCAUGCUGUCUGUCGACAUGACCGAGAGGCACAGAUUACUGUUCGAUGUGGAAGGGCGCUCACUGCUUUUGCCCGUUCAUAUCACCGGUGAUGGAUCGGUGUCUUGCAGAUCAGUAUAAUCAAAUCCGCCCUAUGUUACGUCUACCCCUGAUUCCAGGUUGGCCAACGGUCCUCUACAUUGUGCUCUGAUCGUCCAAUCAAAAGAAGCCGGAAGAUGGAUGUGCUUAACUCUGUGUUUUCAUUGGCCAAGAAGACAAGCCAAGGGUUUGGAUGAAUUCAUCAGCACAUUGCACACGUGAUAUGUGCGCGCUGGUCCUGAUUAGCUGACAAACAGCUGAUGAACAUGGCAAGGACACAGUUUAAAGGACAGACGGGAGGAAGGCAUACUAAAGUAGAAAUAACCACAAUGGAACAUACAAACUAUUUUUAGGGUGCGACCGAUUAUUUAUUAUCGUCCGGCAGUAGUCUGUGACCUUGGGAUUUUGACAGAUUUUGCUUAGAACCGGCGAUUUGGAGUUCUACAUAUCUUUCAUAUACCGAAUUUCAUUUAGCUAAGGUCGAGCCCAUUUAGCAAUGGAUUUUAUAUUGAGCGGGGCAGCUGCCUGCGGAGCUUGCCUGUUCACUAACCCACUGGAGGUUGUCAAAACUCGAAUGCAAUUACAAGGAGAGCUCAAAAACCGAGGGACCUACCAGAUUUACUACCGCAACGUUUUCCACGCUUUUUACACUAUCGGCAAAGUAGAUGGACUAGCUGGUUUACAGAAAGGGUUGGUACCGGGACUUGUCUAUCAGUUUUUCAUGAAUGGAGUUCGGCUUGGGUCGUAUUCAAUCAUUGAGUCAUCUGGAUACAUCCACACGGAUGGGAGGGUUAGUGCUGCUAAAACCACAGUAGCAGGGGCUGCCGCUGGAGUAGUGGGGGCAGUGAUGGGAAGUCCCAUCUACUUGGUGAAGACUCACAUUCAGAGUCAGGCCACUUCCUCUAUAGCUGUUGGACAUCAGUAUCAACAUCAGGGGAUGGUCCAUGCUCUGGCAGCGAUCCACAAGCAGCAUGGUAUCCUAGGCCUGUGGAGGGGCUCCAGUGCAGCUGUACCCAGGGUCAGUGUGGGGUCAGCUGCUCAACUCUACUCCUUCGCUGCCUCCAAGGAGCUUGUCGUCGACCUACAGGUGUUCCCAGAGGGCAGCUGGCUGGUGGCUCUGUGCGCAGGGAUGAUCAGCAGUGUGGUGGUGGUGGCAGCCAUGACACCCUUUGACGUGGUCAGCACACGGCUCUACAACCAACCUGUGGAUCAUACAGGCAAGGGAGAGCUCUAUAAAGGUUUUGGGGACUGCUUCUCGAAGACACUGAAGAUGGAGGGUGUGACAGGGCUCUACAAAGGCCUGGGUGCAUCCUACUUCCGUCUGGGGCCACACACCAUCCUGUCUCUACUGUUCUGGGACGAACUAAGGAAGCUCUGGCAGCAGCACAGAUAGUAGCCGGCAGGCAGGACAAGCUCUACUCUGCCAGCAACACAGAUAGUAUCAGGAAAGGGAAUGGUCGCGUUCCAGGCCAUCUACAAAGCAGUUGCACUGCAUAAAUGAACCAAUGAUUGCCACGUCAUCUACAUUGCACCUGCUCAGGCCCACGUGUUCACACUGCAACCAUGUGCAUCACGUAUGUCUCAACCACACUCCCUCCCCCCAUUAUUCAUCUCCUGGAACAUUCCAGUGCUUGUAGCAUUCAGCCAUAUGGACUCAAAUUGCACUGUUCUAUUUUUAUCCGUAGCCCACACCUUUUGAAUAUUUACAUAAUACAUUUGAUUCAUCCACUGUCAUAGUGAUGGGUGAUAAUUAGAUUUCCAGUUUUUGAGGAGAAGUUUUUUCAAAAUCAUUGACGAGAAAAGUAUGGUCCACCCUGUUUGAGUAUCUCACCACACCCUAAUAUGCCACUUCUUGAAAUAUGCAGAUAGACAGAUUAAAAGCAAAUUUACAUUGUAAAACCUCUGACAGCCAACUGUCUAACUCCGCCCAUAACUUUUGGACCUAGCACUCCCAGAAGGCAUGAAUUAUUAAGUCCAUAUUAGUUUUACACUUGAGACAUGACUCUACUGUUGUCAUGUAGAAUUUGUGAAAUUUGUCUCUUGUAUAACAAAUUCCAUACAUGAGUUUAUACUGGAUUAAGCGUGCAGUUUCGUUAACUGUAAUUACGUUAGUUAUGUUCCAACACUCCAUCUUGUGCCAGGCAUCAGAAUUCAAUGCGGUUACUGACAUCCAGGAGUUGGGAUGUGGUGCGUGACUGCAAUGUAGGUGGCCCUGAACAUGGACGCAGUCAGGUAUAAAGAUAAAAACUCAUUAAGCCACAGGUCAGUUCACAGGUUAAAUGAUCCCUCAUUUAAUGAGUUUGUAGCCUGAUCCCAGAUCUGUUUGUUCAGUCUUGCCAACUCCUAUGGCCAUUGACUAUACAGCGUAAACAGAUCUGGGACCAGGCUUAUGCAUUUGGUCUUGAGAUAUAUGUCAAUAGUGGAGGAGUUUACUUUUGUGUGUAAACUUUUUUAAAACUAGAGCAAAGGUUCUACACUCCAAUAAGAAUCUAAUUCAAACUGGUUUCUGAUCUCGGAAGCACAAAAUGAGGUAACAAUAGGCUGCUGUGGUGGCUGACACGUUGUGGUAUGCAGCAGAAUAGUUUAUCCAUCCAAUAAGAAUAGGAAGAUGUUUCUGAGUCAGAAUAAUUCCCAAUUCUUCUGCAGAAUGUUCACCACAAGCUUCCUCCACUUGUACUAAUGAUAACGUCCUUACCUCAUCCAAGUUACUGACUGCUGUGAAUUUAUGUAGCUUGUGUACUAGGAAACCUCUACUACACAAUUUAAUUUACAGAGAAUUAGAACAUCUACAGAUUAGGCAAGACUUCUUCAAACGUACAUGAACAAUCUCAGCACAGUAUUAAUAUAGAAAUAAAUCGACCUCCAGAGUAGAUUUAAUGAUUUACAAACCCAUCUCAACAGUUGUUUUCACACAUUUAAUAUAAAUUUACCGCAGAAAUUAGACAUGAGUUUAUUUUUAUAAAGUAUAGUGGGAUUUGUUCAUACCGCUUGCCUUACUGUAAAAUUGCUCUCUGGAUGUAUAGCUUACUGCUUCUAUUGAUUCUAAGGUUGACUAAUAUUGUACAUUGGGUCUGCUUACUUGCACAGCUGGGUUAUUUAAUUGCUGUACAUCCAUUACAGGCAUUUUGAUCUCUCUAAUGAAUGUAUUAAUUCUCUUGUGUAGAUCCAAUCGCUGAAGGAUAUUUAUUUACUAACGUGAUUCUGAUAUUGGUUUGUUACACAGACAUAUGCAGUGCCAUGUAAUGUAAUUUUGUAGGAUGCAAAACAGCCCCCCCCCAAAAAAAUGAAUAAAUAAUAAUUCUUGUAA
This is a messenger RNA of Oncorhynchus gorbuscha (pink salmon), 4246 nucleotides long. It is a transcript of the gene slc25a35, whose product is annotated as solute carrier family 25 member 35. The transcript has 5 exons. Lineage: Eukaryota; Metazoa; Chordata; Actinopteri; Salmoniformes; Salmonidae. Bases 1436 to 2332 code for a protein of 298 amino acids. The record is from RefSeq and is a predicted model, not a curated record.